This is a messenger RNA of Caenorhabditis bovis, 981 nucleotides long. NCBI's taxonomy places the organism in Eukaryota, Metazoa, Nematoda, Chromadorea, Rhabditida, Rhabditidae. The record is from the annotation of a GenBank genome assembly.
AUGGACACACCGCUGUAUGAAAUCAUUCUCAAGCUAAUCUGGUAUGAGGCGGCAUUCGUCGUCUACGUCAUCCUGUUCGCGUCGCGCAUCAAAGAGGAGAAGGCGAUGCUCACCUACCCGCUGACGGUGACGUUCGUCGUCGUGUUGUUCGCCCACAAUUUCCUGGUGAUUCUCCGCGUGCUCACGGUGCUCGGCGCGGCCGUCAACGACGACGACGAUGUGAAAUUCGCGUUCCUCUACGCCACCGUACUCGCCACCGUCAUCGGCGAGGCUUACAAUCGUUUCCUCGACGCGCCACUGAUUCCCGUCUGUCUGCUUCUCACCAGCGUUCAGCGCCUCAUCAUAAUUCUGGCGCCCAUCGAGUACCACAAGCUGGUGUCCGGCAAUCUUCUGAAGCUCUACAUUCUGAUGUUCACGUGCCUCGGCGUCUCAUUCGUCCUUCAAACCUUCCUCAAUUGCCCCAACGCGUUUCUAAUGAUUCUUCAUACGUGCUCAACUAAAAUGACGUUGACCAACUCGCGCCAAUGCUCGAAUCAAGAUCGCAUCUCGGAAUUGCUGAUGAUCCAAAUAAGGAUCUACAUGCUCUCCCACUACGCGCUCCCAUUUCUGGCAAUUAUUCUCUACGUCCAUCUUGCUCUCAAAAUCGGCAAGCUUGACCUCCGCGCCGAUAAUAAGCUUCGUGUCAGCAUCAACAUUAUCCUUCAGACAACGCCAGUGAUUCUUGUGGCGAUGAUUCGCGCCGUUCUCGCCGUGUUCAUGCUCGUCACCUACGCGGGCGACGUCGACGACUUCGAGGCGAGUCUGGCCGGCGGCGAGCUCUGCCGCUACGACACCUAUUUGGUAUUCAUUCCGCUCGGCUACAUCUUCGGCAACGUCGAGAGAUGGAAGCGAAUCCAGACGAUCAUCCGUCAUCGCGUCUCAAGAGUCAGCAAUUCGGAAACCAAUCUCGACAACAACGUUUACACUCGACACGCCGAAUAA